Messenger RNA from Ascochyta rabiei, 888 nucleotides. RefSeq lists its product as uncharacterized. The coding region runs from base 1 to 888 and encodes 295 amino acids. The transcript has 6 exons. NCBI's taxonomy places the organism in Eukaryota, Fungi, Ascomycota, Dothideomycetes, Pleosporales, Didymellaceae. Gene Ontology annotation, biological process: mitochondrial citrate transmembrane transport. The record is from RefSeq and is a predicted model, not a curated record.
AUGGCGGCUGCAACGACAGAAAAGAAAAAGCCAAGUGCUAUGCGCUCCAUUCUCGCAGGUGCAACUGCGGGAGCCGUAGAGAUUUCUAUCACAUACCCUGCCGAAUUCGCGAAAACACGAUCCCAACUCAACCGAAGAUUAGCAGACGGCAAGAAGCUGCCAUGGCCGCCGUUUGGAAAACAGUGGUAUGCUGGCUGCACAACGUUGAUUAUUGGCAAUUCGUUGAAGGCGGGCAUAAGAUUUGUUGCCUUUGACAUGUAUAAGGACAUGUUGUCAGAUGCCGAAGGAAAGAUUUCUGGGCCAGCGACUGUAAUCGCAGGUUUCGGUGCAGGAGCAACAGAGUCUUUACUUGCUGUCACUCCCUUCGAGAGUAUCAAAACACAGCUGAUCGACGACCGCAAAGCAGCAAACCCUCGCAUGCGCGGCUUCCUCCACGGCACUCGAAUCAUUGCCCAAGAAAAGGGUGUUCGCGGCUUUUUCCAAGGAUUCCUUCCUACAACAGCCCGACAAGCCGCCAACUCGGCGGUCCGUUUCUCGAGUUAUACUUCGCUCAAGCAGCUAGCGCAAUCCUACGUUGCUCCCGGUGAAAAGCUUGGGGCUGUCAGCACAUUUGGUCUUGGAGGCCUUGCUGGUAUCAUCACUGUCUACACUACCAUGCCCAUCGAUACUGUCAAGACGCGAAUGCAAUCGAUAGAAGCACGCAGCGCGUACAAGAACAGCUUCGACUGUGUAGCCAAGAUCUUCAAGAAUGAGGGUAUCCUGACCUUCUGGUCUGGCGCUCUCCCCAGGCUGGGACGACUCAUUCUCAGCGGUGGUAUUGUCUUCACUAUGUACGAGAAGUCCAUGGAGAUGAUGGACAAACUUGACCCUCAAGGGCGGUACAUUUAG